Messenger RNA from Zophobas morio, 2835 nucleotides. RefSeq names its product fatty acid synthase-like. Gene Ontology annotation, molecular function: fatty acid synthase activity. Lineage: Eukaryota; Metazoa; Arthropoda; Insecta; Coleoptera; Tenebrionidae. Gene Ontology annotation, biological process: fatty acid biosynthetic process. The coding region runs from base 72 to 2795 and encodes 907 amino acids. The record is from RefSeq and is a predicted model, not a curated record. The transcript is spliced from 9 exons.
UAGAAGAUUCAUUCCAUCAGGUGUUAGUUCUUUAUUGUAAAGGCAAAAUUAGCUUGGAGGAGGCAGUCGAAAUGGCAAUCAAAAGCAAACCCAAUAAAAAUAAUAAUCACUCUGUGGACAUUUCGAAGCAUUCCAUUGUGCUUAAUCUUUCAGACAAACCUCUACGAAUCAACAACGACGACAUGGUUCUAACAACUAAUUUCUUUCAUAUACUAGGAAGACUAUACCAAGAAGGUCACGAUUUACAAAUCCACAAACUCUACCCAAAUGCACAAUUCCCGGUAAAUCGAAACACACCCAUGCUUUCCCAUUUGAUUAAAUGGAACUGUGACAAAAACUGGUACUGUUACAAAUUCUCAGAAGACACAGACACUCCAUUGCAAAAAAGUUACAAGAUAACGGACCAUGAAUACCUAACUGGUCACCAAAUCGACGGACUUGGUACUAUUCCACCAAGCGAAAUCUUAAACUUGGUCUGGCAGACAUUCAAAUCACGUUUAGUACCAGCAAUCGUCUUCGAAAAUUGCGAAUUCGUAGAAGUCGUACCUCUCGACAAUGUUGACAUUUUCGUAUCCAUUUUACCCAAAAGUGGAAAGUUUGAGGUCUACAAAGACAACAAAGUUGUAGCUUGUGGAAGAGUGUUCGUACCCGACGACAUCAAGAAAUACCAAAUAAGUGUUCCUUGCUUUGAACAAAAAUCAAGUGAAAUUUUGACACAAAACGAAGUUUACAAGACUUUAAAUCUAAAAGGGUACAACUACAGUGGUUUGUUUCAAGGGGUUGAAAAGUGUGACCUUGAAGUAAGUGAGGGGUCACUCCGCUGGGAAAACAAUUGGACUACUUUUAUAGAUAGCAUGAUACAGACGGUGCAGCUGCAAGAUAGUACCCACUUGCUUCGUCUACCUGUUGGUAUCAGGCGGUUGACAAUAGAUGUUAAUAGUCACUUGAGGAUCGUCAAUCAGACGAAAUCGUGCCAUUUUUGCUUUCACAAGAAGAAUAAAACCAUAAAGUCUGGAGGGAUUGAAAUUUUUGACGUUUGUACGAAACUUCGUCAAAGACAAUGUCAACAAUCACCGGUUCUAGAAAAACAUGUUUUUGUUCCAAACGUGGUUACGCUUGAUCUGGAGGAGUCUUUAAUAGUCAACACACAGAUUGUAGUUGAGAAAAGUUUGACAAGUUGUAUCAAGGCGGUAGAAAUUGUCGACGACAACAGUGACCCUCUUCUUCCUCUGGUACACCGAAUAGUACAACGAAUGCCAACAGUCACUUCCGACUUUACGAUUUGCGCAACCAAAUAUCCAGAAAUUAUCGACAAGUCAAAAAAUUUGCUUUUGGUUGUUGGUACCAAGGUACCAGCGCUUUUGGACCAAAUUUUGGCCCUUGUUAGUCAAGACGGUUUCAUCUUGACUCGCGAAAAACCCUCUUUUCGGUAUAAGGAAGUCGCCAAUUUAGAACUUCUCACGGAACAUUGCACUCCCCAGGAAAAACUACUAUUGUUACAAAAGUCAAAAUCGGUUUAUUAUGUCAAACACGUACGACUUUCCUGGAAACAGUUAAACUGGUUGCCUACUCUACAACGUGCUCUGAAAACCAAAAAUGUGGUGGUUGAUUCCAGCAACGUAGAACCUGAGGGUGUUUUAGGGUUGACGACUUGUGUCAGACUGGAGCGUGGUGGUACCAAACUCAGGUGUUUUGUCACGAUGGACGAAGUACCAGAGUUUGAUUCAGGGAGUGUUUUCUAUCAAGACCAACUAAGAAAGAACUUUGCCGUUAACGUCUUCAAAAGUGGCCAGUGGGGUACUUAUAGGCACUUACCUUUAAGUCAAGAUGGGUCACGUAACUUUGCGUGCGACGAAGACAAAUCUUAUGUCAUCGUUGGAGGUUUGGGGGGGUUUGGGUUAGAACUGACCGAGUGGUUGGUGGCUAAUGGUGCCAGAAAGGUGGUACUGGUGUCUCGAGUGGGACUACAAAGUGGCUACCAAAGACGCAAAAUUGGGCUGUGGAGGUCUUCUGGUGUCGCUGUAACAGUGUCUACUGUAGACACCACCACCAAGCAGGGUUGUCUGGAACUAAUCCAAAAAGCAAUAAGUGAGUUAGGACCAGUGGAUGGCGUUUUUAAUCUGUGUGUGGUACUGAAAGACGCCUUCUUUGAAGAUCAGACUGAAGAAACAUUUAAGGAGUCGUUAUCGUCUAAGGCUAAUAUUGCUGUUGCGUUGGACCAAGUGACACGACAGUGUUGCAAAAACCUCAGGUACUUCGUUAUGUUUUCGUCUAUGUCGUGUGGACGUGGCAACCCUGGCCAAAGCAACUAUGGAAUGGCCAACUCCGUCAUGGAACGACUUUGUGAAAAAAGACGAAAUGAUGGUCUACCAGGUUUGGCGAUACAGUGGGGUCCCAUAGACGAUGUUGGGGUUUAUGCCAAAGCAAUGGGUCAAAAAAAAAUUCCUCUUCAAGGUUUCGUAGCCCAGAAGUUAGGGUCAUGUUUCAAGGUUUUGGAACGUUUUUUGGAGCGAGCAGACGCUGUUGUCUCUAGUGUAGUGAUUGCGGAAAAAAACAUCGUCAACGGAAAUUCACACAGCGUGCUUGACCAACUUGCUCAUUUACUAGGGGUUAAGGAUACGAGAAUUCUUAACAAGGAAUUGACUUUGGCAGACCUUGGAAUGGAUUCGAUGAUUGGGGUUCAGUUUGCCCAAAUUUUGGAGCGAGGUUAUGGAAUUUGUAUACCGCUUGAAGAUCUUAGAAGUCUCACGGUGUCAGAGUUAGUCGAAACCGAAGACAAAAUGGGUAAACUUUAACAAUAUGUUAAUACUUGACGAAAUAAAACUCCAGUGAAAA